Messenger RNA from Orbicella faveolata, 4400 nucleotides. RefSeq lists its product as uncharacterized. The record is from RefSeq and is a predicted model, not a curated record. Lineage: Eukaryota; Metazoa; Cnidaria; Anthozoa; Scleractinia; Merulinidae.
CGAAUGGACUAGCAAGGUAAAAGGAAGCAAGCAGGUUUGAAACAUGCUAGCCUGGUUAGCUACAGCGGAAGAACUGAGCCAACCGAAAGAGGACCACGUGAAUAAGGUCGGUUUGCAAGCCUCUUAUAAAACAAAUCAUUGUUCAUUGUUUAACGCCCGUUCUAUACCAGCGACCUUUAUCGAUCGGCCUUCGGAUAUUGAACGACUUAUAGCCAAAAAAAAAUGGUGGAAAUCGAGUUUCACGCAUCCGGUUCCAGGCUCUGGUCUUUAAACAACGGGGUAAUUCAAGUCAGUUGAAUUAAUUCCAUCUUAAGUCUCUUGAACAAAGUAAGAGAUGCUACGAUUUAUGUCGUUGAUUGUAGUUUUUUACGCUUAAAUCGUAGCAAGUGCUGAUUCGUUCUGGAGAACUGUAACCACAAAAUGCGCUUUUGUCGCUAUAAUUAAAUUUGGCGCGUUUUUUGUCACGUGGCGCGUGGAAGGAUUAAUAUGGGAUAGAUUUUCGUUCGACAGUGUAUGCAAGUGGUGUCCAUGCUUGUGACGAUUUGGUACUAGACUUUUGCCAUCAUUUUCGCGUUCGCGACAGAUCUGUCUCGAAAUUGGAAGAUCGCUGUGUAGAAUCGAAUAUAACGCGUGUUACAAUUUCAUGGCUACAAAGAAAACUUCAAAGACCCAAAGUCCUCGGUCUGGUAAAAAGUCACCAUCAUCAUCACCAGGAGGUGUUUGGCCUCCAUCUAAAUGCCCUUUGUGCCUUGAAUCUGGGUCAUCAGGAUGCUCAAACUCAGGCAAACAUCAUGAGUUGCUUAUGUCUCUGGUUAAGUGUGCAAAUAAUGCUGAAGCUGGAAAAAUGGAAUUCAAAAAAACCCUGGAUAAGUUCACCAAAACAAAGUGGCUUCGCGGGGAUUGUGUUCCUGACAAAAAUGUUGAAAUGCAAUUUCCACUGAUACACUGGGCUUGUAUCCUUGCAAAGUACAAGGCCUUGGAAUAUCUUGUCAGCGAGAAAGGCUUUGAGCUUACAGUGAAAACAGGAAAGAGCCAAGAGGGACCUUUGUUUUCGAUGGCCCAAUGUUUCUCAUUUGGUGUGAACCCCAAGUGGUCCACCGAGUACAUUGAAGGUAUGCUUGGGCACAUCUUAGAUGUCUUCUUGAAGUAUAUGCCUGAAGCCUUGUGUGAAAAAGAAACCAACAAUGAUGAUUCAAUUUUGCAUUGCUGUGCCAAGCAAUGCAGCUCUGAUUCAUGUUCCAGGGCUCUCUUGAAGACUUUGUUGUUAAAGAUCAAGGAGAGUGAUAAAUUUUCAGCCGAGAAAGAAGAAAAUUUGUUAUCAUCAGUGAACAAGAAAGGUGAUACAUUCCUUCAUCUUAUGGUGGCAGAUGAGAAGUCAACUGAUACUUUGAAUUACCUCUUUGGAAACUUUGCGUCAGCCAGUGAGAAACUGUCCAAAACCAAAAACAAUCAGGGCAAGACCCCACGUCAGAUUGCUGUUGAAAAAAGAUCUUUUGAAAUGCUUAAGGGUCUUGGAGCACCAGAUAUAGUUAUAAACAGUUUGAAAAAAGCUGUAAGUAGUGGGAACCCCCCUAAGAUUUCUUAUACCGCUAAGAAGUCCUCCCAGCAAAAGGAAAAAGGAUCUGCAAAAAGUACAGCUGAAAAAUCUUCCCAGGUAAAUGGUGUGUCAUCUGAUAAAGACACAAAUCAAAGUUGUAAGACAUCCAGUGAGGAGCAGACACCUGUUCAAGCGACAAAAAGCACGUCUCCAGGAGGUCAACAGGAAGCGAGAGUGACUAAUGCUGAUGAGCUACAAACAGAAGGCCUCAAAAUGUGUUCAUGUGAUCCUCCUGCCGCUGAGGUGACAGAACAACCAGCUGAUUGUGGCAUGCCAACCAAAAGAACAAUAGAGCCUUUUCCAAAGUGUUAUCCUGCAAAAGAUGUAACUGCCACAAUGGCAGAAAAACCCAGUGCUACAACUGAGGCUGCAACUGAGAACAAUGUGAAUACUUCAUCAGCUUCAGCUGCAGAGGAAGAAAAGAUGGAUGUAGACAACAUUAACAGCACUCCAGAUUUGCCUGAUGACAAAGAAGCUAUACCCUCAGACUGUAAUGUUUUCCUUAGUCUUUCAAACACUGUAAGCAGCUUCUCCAAAGGGGAGCCUUUGAAGAGCAGUCAAAAGAGACCAGCUCCGGGUGCUGGAAAGGCCAGAGGUCCAAACAGGAAGAGAGUUCGUAUCACUGACUUGUCAUCAGAUUCUGAGAGUGAUGCUGAGGAGGAUGCAGGCUUUGUGCUUGAUGAUGACUCUGAUGAUGACAUAGAGUCUGCAGAGGAAGAGGAAGGCGAUGAUGAAGAAGAAGAGGAAGAGCUGGAAGAUGAGGAAAAGAAAGAGAACACUGAUGUUGGUGACGAUCAGCAGAAGGAGAAGGAGAAGGAGAAGGAAGCAAGAGAUGUCCGACUUGAUGAAACUGAGAUGGAGAUGGAAGCAGCACCUAAGCACACGCCGUUUUGCGGCAGUAAUUGCACAUUUCAACACCACAAGCUCCUGCUAAGCCUCCUCAAGUGUUCCAAUUACAAUUAUGGCGCAGCUACAGCUUAUCUAGACUCCUUCAUGAAACAAGUUAAUGAAUACGUGAAUCAACUGGGAAAGUUCUCUUGUGUACGCGCUAAUGCCGACAUCCCUGACCCGGUCGCUUCCUUUAAGUAUCCCUUGGUCCACUGGGCCUGCGUCCUCGGCAAAUUCAAAGUGCUGGAGAGGUUGGCAGCCAUGAAGGAAUUCAAUCUAGGCGUGCAGUCUGAACGCACUGGCGAGACCGGGCUGCACCGAAUGCUGCUGUCCCUUGACCGGGCCAUGGUACGGAAGAAAAGCCCCAGCAAGACCAUUUUAGAGGUCUUUUCAAAGACACUGAGAACGCUAACAGAAAACCUUCCAAGACUUAUCACGAUUUGUAACAAGGAGGGUGACACGCCCUUUCACUGUUUGGCAAAAGUGAUCCUCGAUUGUACGGGCGAGUUGGAGAGAAUGAACACGUAUGAAGGUUAUUUUGAACGUUUGGUCAAAGAGUUGACCCGUCUGAGAUCAACCGGAAAACUCACGCCGGAUGUUGUACGAGAACUUCUUUUGAAGACCAACAACAGCCAGGAGACGUUUCUGCACAUCUUGGCCUGCAGACACGGGGUGGGGCAUCGCGUUAUAAAGAGCGUCCUGAAAAACAUCGACCCGGAAAUCAUGGAAGUCCUUAAGGAAACUGUUGACGCCCAAGGCAAAACCCCGUCUGAUCUCGCCGAGGAUUUGAGCUCGUACGAAAUGGCGGGAAUUCUUCGGCCACGGGACCAAGAUUGGAACAACGUAGGUGGUAAUGAUGACCCUGUGGAGGAGUUCCCUGAGGAAGAGCUCCCUCAGGGGGAGCUCCCUGAGGAGGGGCUCCUUGAGGAGGAGCUCCCUGAGGAGAAGCUCCCUGAGGAGGAGCUCUCUGAGGACGAGCGCCCUUUGAAGGACCUACUGCAGACCCCUGAAAAAGAUGCCCCACCAGACUCUUCGCCCAUACAUUCACCACCAGCUACCCUUUUUCACCCUAUGGAGUAUGCAAUGAGUCCCGUCAUUCCAGAUGGCGCUGCUGCUCGUGUCAGGCUGUUUACAGUCAAGAAGGAACCUGGAGAAGUAGGUCAUUUAACGGCGCCUUCUAGAGAAAGCCCAGUCAUAGUGAACGACUUGCCUUGUCCUUCUGACAUUUCGGAUAACACGCCAUUGCCUCCGGUCGUGAAGACGUCGCCCGGAAAAGCAAGCUCUACGUCACUUCCGCCAGCUGAUGACGGCAUGGUCGUUGCGGCUUCCUGGUCAGCCAAUGGUAACUCUGGAAAUAACACUGAGUCUGCGACAACCAAUCACAUUAAGGUUACCAAUGUAGCACACCCUACAGCAAAUCAGAGCAAGAACAACAACGAAGAGUCUUCCAUUAUCUCCGGUAUUAGGACCAUGCCUCGAUCUGAGAAGAAGAACUUCUUGAACUCCUUGCACGCCAAGUUUCAACAGGAGUUGGUCCAAGCUCGGAGGGGUCUGGAGGAGAAAGAGGAGGCCCUCGCGCAAGUGCGUCAGCGGAUUACCAACACGGAGGAACGGAGACAGAAGCUGCUGCAAGAACUCCAAGAAACCUGGAACGAGAUGACUGAGGCCACGCGAGACGAAGGUAUGCUACAGGCGGAAAUUACGGCGAAGAAAAGGGAUUGCGAAAGAUUCGAAGCGGAGCUGACCAAGUAUGAGGCUUCGCUGAAAGCGAUAGUUGAGUAACUUGUAGACAAACCUUAACUUCGAUAUUUCAAAUACAGUGAAAACCCACGUGUAAGAACCUAAUGGCGGUUUAGGAACCUGCUGGCAGAAAUUUGCAAUUUUAAUACCCAAAGGUAUAAGAACCUGUUUAGCA